AUGAGGAGGACGACCACCUUCUUCCUCCUCUCGCUCACCAUUCUCCUGGGCACAUCACUCGCCGUCGGCGGCGUCACCGAUGUGUCGCAGGAGGCUCAGCUCAGAAAGUUUAUGUCAUCCAGGGCCUUGAAAAGGCUGACGAAGAGGGCCAGCAGGGUGAACGAGGCCGAAGAAACCGACCCAUGGGCCGACCCCAACGCCUUCGCCCACCUGCCCGACCGCUGCAAGGGCCCGGCAAGCGGCAGCAAGGAAGCCGACAGGGUCCUGGGGCUGCCGGGCCAGCCUCCACGGGUCAACUUCCGGCAGUACUCCGGGUACGUGACGGUGAACGAGGAGCACGGCCGCGAGUUGUUCUACUACUUCGUCGAGUCCCCCUACGACGCCGCAUCUAAGCCGCUGAUCCUAUGGCUCAACGGAGGGCCAGGAUGCUCGUCUCUGGGAUUCGGGGCCAUGAAGGAGCUGGGCCCCUUCCGUGUCAACCCCGACGGCAAGACGCUGAGAAGGAACAAGCACUCCUGGAACAACCUGGCUAACGUGCUCUUCCUGGAGUCGCCUACGGGCGUCGGGUUCUCCUUCUCGAGGAACGCCAGCGACUACGACACAGAAGGCGACCACAGGACCGCCGAGGACACGUACGUGUUCCUGGUCAAGUGGCUGGAGAGGUUCCCCGAGUACAAGGGCCGCGACUUCUACAUCACCGGCGAGAGCUACGGCGGCCACUACGUCCCCGAGCUCGCCACCGUCAUCAUGCACAUGAACCGCUUCCCGGGCCUGCUGACUCGCAUCAACCUCCAAGGCAUCUUCUUCGGCAACCCGUUGCUUGACGACUUCAUGAACGAUAAGGGAGCACUCGAGUUCCUGUGGACCCACGGCGUGAUCUCCGACGAGGCCUGGGCGAAUAUCCUCGCCAACUGCACCUUCACCCCGGCCGACGACCAUCACUGCUUCAAUGCGGCGCACUCGUUCACGAGAGGGACCUACGAUAGAUACGACAUCUACGCGCCGGUGUGCCUGCAGUCUGACAACGGCACCUAUUUCGCCAGCAGCCACUCGUUGCCCGGCUACGACCCGUGCAGCUACCACUACAUCGAGCCGUACCUUAACAACCACGCGGUGAAGCAAGCUCUGCACGCUCGAGUCGACACCAAUUGGACAGGCUGCAGUCAAGUAAUUUGGGACUGGGGCGAUGCCCCCGAGUCCAUGGUGCCAAUCAUCAAAAGGCUGGUCAAUAAUGGGCUAAAAGUAUGGAUAUAUAGUGGUGAUUUUGACUCCGUAUGCUCACUUUUGGCAACGCGGUAUUCUGUCAAUGAUCUCAAUCUAACCAUCACAACAAAGUGGUACCCUUGGUACACCCCUGAUAGUGAGGUGGGUGGCUAUAUUCAGCAAUACCAAGAAGGCUUUACGUUUGCGUCAGUGAGGGCAGCUGGCCAUUUGGUCCCUACUUUCCAGCCAAAGAGAUCACUUGUUCUGCUCUACGCUUUCCUGAAGAACAUGCUCCCUCCUGCUGAUCCCAAGUACAGACCCCCUACUGGCCUGUGA
Miscanthus lutarioriparius is the source of this 1539-nucleotide messenger RNA. The record is from the annotation of a GenBank genome assembly. NCBI's taxonomy places the organism in Eukaryota, Viridiplantae, Streptophyta, Magnoliopsida, Poales, Poaceae.